AUGAAUUUCGUAAGUCAUAUGUCAUCCUUUUCAAGCCCAUUUUCUACACCUAGUUACAAUUCUACAAUCAAUCCUGGCGUAAAUCAUUGCGGAUAUCCAGAUCAUCAUCGUUUUAAUCCCGAACAAAAUUCUGAAACACUCCACUUUAACUCUUACAGCGCUAUUAUAUCAUGGAUUACAAUUGGAAUUUAUAUCUGGAGUUUAAUUUCGAAUUCAAUGAUUGCCGCAACAAUCUUAGCGCGAAAGCAGCUACACUCAUUAUCAUUUUAUCAAAUUCUUAAUAUUUCAUUAACUGGUAUCGUUUUUAAUUUGUCGGCUCUAUCGACUGAAUUUAUUAAUUACCUCGUCCUCUCCGUACAUCGUACAACUUUCACACCGCUUUCCAUUUUGCCGGGAAAUUUAACGCAACAAACAUUUCCUAAUACUAGCUACGCUGUAUUACACUCCAAUACAAUAUUUUCUGCAAAUAAUGAAGAUCAUAUAAAGUAUUCCAGUUUUCCAGUAUGUCAAAUGCUGAUCGGAAUCAUUUUUACGAGUAUCAAUGCGGGCACAUUUAUCCUAGUAGCUAUUGGUAUACACCAUUAUUUUGCUGUUUAUAGAAGUGUUCGUCAAAAUAUCAGUACAAAGCGAUAUAUCUUGAUAACGGUUGCUAUUUGGCUUUUUGCUACAGGAUUUUGUAUCCCUUACGCAUGGCUGACCAUUAAAACUUACUACAAUACGUCAACUAGCCGUAUUUGUGCUUUUACUAGCUCUAAUAGAAGUCAGCUUAUUCUUGCUUAUACUAUUGUUUUUAUUGCUAUUACGUCUCUCUUUCCUUACGUAGUUAUGUGCGUAUGUUAUUCCAUUGUCAUUUAUAAACUUUACUAUGGUGUCCAAAUACGUCUACGAAAGCCCAAUUUUUUCUGGAACGUCAGUAAUUCUGAACAUGACUACCAAUAUGAUCGUAAAGUAAAAGCAGGCAUUCGUCUAAUAAUUAUUAUAACGUUACUGUAUAUGUUGUGCUUGUCACCGUAUUCCGUUGGGCUAGUUCUUGCUGCAGCCACUCACUUUCAUCCGACUUCUUCCUUUACAAGUAGAAAUGGUAAUAUUACUGCUUUUAUUCCAUUCGAUAAUACUGAAAGUGAAAAUGUAUCAGUAAUUUAUGGCACAAAUAUUGGUAUUUUAUUUGGUAUCGCCAUCGUUUGUUUGUCUGUCUUAUUUGCUUUCACUCCAGUUGCUUACCUUAUUUGUAAUCAAAGAUUACAAAAAGAAUUUAUUCACGGUCUAUUAUGCCGUUCAUAUAUACAACAGCGUAGAAAUAAAGUGACUGCUUUUAGUAUUAGGAGCAGACAAAAUCCUAAAGUAGGUCCAUGA
Molecule: messenger RNA, 1353 nt
Organism: Trichoplax adhaerens
Lineage: Eukaryota; Metazoa; Placozoa; Uniplacotomia; Trichoplacea; Trichoplacidae
Exons: 1
Coding region: 1-1353 (450 amino acids)
Biological process (GO): G protein-coupled receptor signaling pathway
Cellular component (GO): membrane
Molecular function (GO): peptide binding; G protein-coupled receptor activity
Source: RefSeq, a predicted model, not a curated record